Oxyura jamaicensis (ruddy duck) is the source of this 1679-nucleotide messenger RNA. RefSeq names its product lumican (gene LUM). Lineage: Eukaryota; Metazoa; Chordata; Aves; Anseriformes; Anatidae. The record is from RefSeq and is a predicted model, not a curated record. Gene Ontology annotation, molecular function: protein binding. The transcript is spliced from 3 exons. Bases 173 to 1204 code for a protein of 343 amino acids.
UUUUUUUUUUUUUUUUUUUUUUUCCUCCUCUUGUAACACAGAGGAUCUGGCAGACUUUUACCUCCUGACACUGUUUACAGCAUAUAUUGGUCGAUACAGUCCCUUAUUGCAUCUGCUCUGGGAAUUAACGAAAGCAGCUUCAAGGCAGUAAGGGACAAGACACAUUGCAAAGAUGACUUUAAACUCACUGCACAUUUUUCUGAUAUUGAUUAGUGGCAUUUUUUGCCAGUAUGACUAUGGUCCUGCAGAUGAUUAUGGUUAUGAUCCUUUUGGGCCAUCCUCAGCAGUCUGUGCCCCAGAAUGUAAUUGUCCUUUAAGCUACCCUACUGCAAUGUAUUGUGACAAUCUUAAACUGAAAACCAUUCCAAUUGUACCAAGUGGAAUAAAAUACCUUUACCUUCGAAACAAUAUGAUUGAGGGCAUUGAAGAAAACACAUUUGAUAAUGUAACUGACCUACAGUGGCUGAUCCUAGAUCACAACCAUUUGGAAAAUUCAAAAAUUAAAGGAAGAGUCUUCUCUAAACUAAAGCAUCUGAAGAAACUUCACAUUAAUUACAACAAUUUGACUGAAGCUGUUGGACCUCUCCCAAAAACUCUGGAUGACCUUCAAUUGAGUCACAACAAGAUCACAAAAGUUAAUCCCGGUGCACUUGAGGGGCUGGCAAAUCUGACUGUCAUACACCUCCAGAACAACCAGCUGAAGGCAGAUUCUAUUUCUGGGGCUUUUAAAGGCCUGAAUUCACUUCUGUAUCUUGACUUAAGCUUCAAUCGACUCACAAAGCUACCAACAGGACUGCCUCAUUCCUUGCUUAUGCUGUAUUUUGACAAUAACCAGAUCUCCAACAUUCCUGAUGAGUAUUUCCAAGGUUUUAAAACCCUGCAAUAUUUACGUUUAUCCCACAAUAAAUUAACAGAUUCUGGAAUACCAGGCAACGUCUUCAACAUCACAUCGCUGGUUGAGUUGGAUCUUUCCUUCAAUCAGCUGAAGAGCAUUCCAACAGUCAGUGAGAAUCUUGAAAACUUCUACCUCCAAGUCAACAAAAUUAACAAGUUCCCAUUGAGCAGUUUCUGUAAGGUUGUUGGACCAUUGACCUAUUCUAAGAUCACACAUUUGCGCCUGGAUGGAAACAAUCUCACUCGGGCUGACCUGCCACAGGAGAUGUACAACUGCCUUCGGGUGGCUGCCGAGAUCUCACUGGAGUGAGAUGCCUCAGAGUCUCAGAUUCCCUUCUAGGGGUCAUCAUUACAUGAAUUACAUCAAGAUAGCUCUUUAAAAUUAAAAUAUGCCUUAAAUGUCAAUCUGCAUAUUAACCAUUCUCUUUGUUAAUAUAUAGCAUGCAACACUAAGGCAACACUAAGGAAAUGUGUGCAUAUUUUUACAAAUGGUUGUAUUUAGGAAGCACAAGACUGACCAGAAGUGGUGUAAAAUAUGCCUUCAUCUGGUUAGUUAAAUUGAAGGAAGACAUUUGGCCUCAUAGAAAUCUACAUCCAUGCAUGCAGUACGUGCCAUCUGGUAUCAGACUUAUCUACAUAAGUCAGAUGGGUUUCAUCAGAGUGUUGAGCAGUAUAGGCUAGCCUGUGUAAAUAGAAGAUUCUCCUGCAAGCAAUCCAGCACUCUUAAUUAUUCAUGCCUUGCUCAUAUUACCAAUCUCAAAGAAAAACAAAUGAUUUAACAAUAU